AUGGCCAUUACCAGUCGUGACCAAGUCUCAUCAAUGACAACAGCGCUGCCCGUCACUACCGCCGAGGUCGAGAGUCAUCCCGUUCCGGUGUCAAGCAAAGCCGACGAGGCCGGUGCCGACAGGUCGCAGCAUGGAACCUUGGUCGUUGCUUUCAACGAGCCCUUCGAUGCCUCGAACCCAAAGCAAUGGCCUCGAAGGCGCAAAUGGGCCGUGACAAACGUCUUGUCGGCCUCGGGCUUCAACCGCAUCCUCGUGUCGACUAUUAUGGCACCCGCGUUGCCCAUUAUCGCCUCGGAAUUCGACAUGAGCUCCGCCGAGGCGGCCAUGGCACUGUCCAUCUAUGUGCUUGCCACCGCCUUCGGGCCUCUAUUUAUCGGCCCAUUGACCGAGCGAUUCUUGAUAGCUGCUCGUUUCCUUGCUGGCUUCGGGGCAAGUUCCAUUUAUGCGCUCGCCGGGGGCGUUUUGGGGGACGUCUGCGCCGUCAUCGCUGCCUUUAACUACGGCAUCCUCUACAUCGUCCUGACCUCCUUUGCCCACCUUUGGGUAUCGCAAUACCGAAUGUCUGUGGAACUGAGCGGCAUGCACUAUAUUGCUUGUGCCCUCGGCGAGCUUGUAGGUGCGCAGAUUGGUGGCCCCCUGAUUGACUGGUCGUAUCGUCGCAAGCUUGCCAGGUCUCCUGAGCAUCUACCCGAGUUUCGUGUCCCGCUGAUUUUCCCGGGAGCCAUCAUCUCUUGCCUUGGUCUGUUCGUGUACGGAUGGGCCGCGCAAUAUCAUGUCCAUUGGCUCGCGGUCGAUGUGGGCAUCUUCAUGUCAAUGUUUGGCAUGCAGCUCAUGGGCUUGCCGCUGAAGGCCUACGUCAUGGACUCAUAUCCCGAUCAUACCGGCAGUGCUCUCGCCGCCUCGCAAUUUCUCGAGAGCUUAACGGCAUUUCUCUUCCCGCUCUUUGCCCCAAGCAUGUAUGACGCUCUCGGAUACGGCUGGGGCAACAGCACUCUCGCCUUUGCGGGGCUCGUGUUCGGGGUCCCGACUCCUCUGAUCCUGUGGUUCUUUGGCGCCAGGCUGCGAAAGAGGGCCCAAUCAAGCUACUAG
Messenger RNA from Hirsutella rhossiliensis, 1089 nucleotides. Its product is annotated as major facilitator superfamily domain-containing protein. Bases 1 to 1089 code for a protein of 362 amino acids. Lineage: Eukaryota; Fungi; Ascomycota; Sordariomycetes; Hypocreales; Ophiocordycipitaceae. The transcript has 3 exons. Gene Ontology annotation, molecular function: transmembrane transporter activity. Gene Ontology annotation, biological process: transmembrane transport. The record is from RefSeq and is a predicted model, not a curated record.